ACCGAAACCCACAAAUGAAAGUGACGAAGCUGCUGUGACUGAGAAGGCCGAACUAGAUACACCUGUUGCCGUCGUUGUGAAAGAGAAGAUGAAGAAAGUGGCAUCAGCGAAGAACAAGGAAUCGAGCAAGGAGAAGAUGGACGCUGCCAAAAUCUGGUCUGCUGCGGCAUAAACCCCAUUGAAACCACCUCAUUUUCUGUGGUUAGGAACGUAGGUUCCCGUGUAGAUUCGGGACGAGUUCCCGUCACCAUUGGAACAAGUUUUCGUUGAGUUUCCCCCCCACCGAAACGCGUUUCUGUCGAAGAAACGGCGGCAGGUUUGCCGUUUCCUGACAGGAAACAUGAGGGAGAUUGUGACUAUACAAGUAGGAGAUUACGCAAAUUUCGUCGGCUCUCACUUCUGGAAUUUCCAGGAUGAAUUGCUUGGAUUGGCUGACGACCCCAUGGGCGAUGUACUAUUCAAAAAUCAGUGUCUUAAUAUGGACGUGCUCUACCGUACUGGUGAGACACCACAGGGAAUUCUUACAUAUACCCCUCGCUUACUUUCAGUUGGUUUACAAGGAUCCCUUGGAUCCAUGAGCUCACGUGGUACGCUGUACAAUGAAAUCCCACCUGUAUCGUCAGAUGUUGUCACUUGGACUGGUAAUCUCUCUACUCAAGUAUCUGCACCUCGAAAGAAAAACUUGUAUUUGCAAAGCUUGUAUGAAGAGGAGCAGGAGAAAUUCCCCGUGACGGGUAGUAACAAAAGUGGGAGGCAGGAUUCUCAGAGCGACAUUCAGGAUAAGGACAUAAUUCUAUCUCUAGAAAAUGAGGUUCAAUGUUGGACAGACUUUUCAAAAGUGCACUAUCAUCCCCAGAGUCUAUACGAGUUAAAUGGAUUGUGGGUCGAUCAGGAGCAAUUCAACAACUAUGGAAUUGGUAGGGACACCUUCUCUGAGGGUAUGCGAGGAGAAGAAAUGAAUACGAGGCUUCGCUUUUUCAUAGAAGAGUGUGACCAUAUUCAGGGAAUUCAAUUUGUUGUUGACGACUCAGGAGGGUUUUCUGGUGUAGCUGCCGAAUUUUUGGAGAACAUUGCAGAUGAGUAUUCAAACGUCCCCGUGUUACUCUAUUCUGUACGGGGUCCUCGCUAUUGCACGAACCCAAGUAUCCGGAGACAGACACUUUCUCAGAAGCUUCAUGAUGCAGUUUCAUUUUCAACACUAGCAUCCUUCUGCAAAUUGAUUGUGCCUGUUGGCUUACCCGUCCUUGGAGAAAGUAAAGCCUCCAGGUUUCUCUGCAUAGACAAUGGGAAGCCUUAUCACACCAGUGCAGUAUAUGCCUCAGCUCUACACUCUAUUAGUCUCCCUUUUCGAAUGGAUCCACUUGGGCCUGCUGAUGAAUCAUGUUAUGUAUCUGGUGGAGUUGAUAUGAAUGGCGUCAUUCAAAUGUUAGCAGGUCAAGCUAGGCAAAAUAUCGUCGCUACUCUGGAUGUCGCAAUGCCAGUACCUUCUCUGACUGGGAAACAUGCGGAGCUAUCUUUGCUAGGACAUUUGCAACCAUUGACCCCAGAGACGUCAGAAGAUGUGGAAGACUUGCAAGCAGUGGAAGCCAUGACUAUUCAUGGAGCCCAUGCAUCAGGAGGUCGUCGUGCUUCAGUUUCUGAAGUGAAGGAUGCAGUUCAAUCUGCUUAUAACCGCACGGCAACAAGGCCAAGGUUCUCUCAUUUAUCUGUGGCUUCUUGUCCUCUUCCAAUACCCUUGCCUUUUCCUUCAAUCUUUGGGAACCUUGUUGGACAAAAUGGCGAGCUAUUAGGCACCCCAAAUUCAAGUAACUCAUCAAGAGGGUCACUCGAUGUCCAUUCAAUCCCCAUGGCAGCAAGACUGCAUUCUAGCACUGCUGUCUUGCCAUUCUUGGAGAACAGGUUGGGGAACCUUCGCAGGUUUGGAAUUCAGCGAGGGUCUAGUGGGACCGAGUUACUUAGAAGCUGGGGUUUAGGAAAAGAGGAAAUAGAAGAUGCUGGGGAGACACUGUCUAAGAUGGUUACAACCUUGGAUCCUCAUUCUGAAGUAUCCUCCGAUUCAGAUUAGGUUUCUGGUGAGUGCAUAACCCAUUGCGAUGAUGUCUAUUUCUCCCUAUACUAAAACAUGGGCAAAAGAAUGAACAGAAACAUGAGAACUUGUACGGUUUUCUGUUUUUUCAAAAUUUCGGUAAUCAGGAUUCUAGUAUUGCUAACCUUCCAUUCUUUGCAGCAUUUUGAUCAAAUAUUGUUCUAUGGAAUAAUGUUUUAUUUUCCUUUUUUCUUAUUUUUCAUCCUUUUCUGGGCGACUGUGGUGCAGAUACGCUUUUCAACUGACACGGCCAAUGGACUAACAUUUUCGCCAAGCUUGCAUAAGUUUAUUUCUUAUCUUUGCAAAGAUGCUGAUGCAUCAAAAAGUUUCUUUUUGUUCCUGGUGUUAUCUCCUAACGGACUGAUGCUGAUUGUGGUGAGGACAUGCAUACUGGGAAUCGUAUGCUAAGGUUACUUCCAAAGGUUAUGCGGCAAAGAAUGGGCAGACCUUAGUCCGAAGUUGUGUGCUAUUGUUCAGUCGAUUUUGUAGUUUUGAGAUUGAUCCAGGUUAAUGAACUUAACUGUGUGUUCAGACGUCGGCUUCCAGCUCUGUGUCCUUGAAAGUUAGGAUUCUCCUUCUGGUGCGUGGAAGAAGGUUUGGUUAGCCUCAUGCAACCCGUUUUCAUGUAAAUGCUUAAAUAUGGAUUCAAGUUGUGUUGCUUUGAGAGUGAUUCUUUCAACUGAAAUACGGUGUAGGGUUCAAGAGUAGGAUGUAUAGUCUGUUCACCCAACAAUCCAUGCUAAGGGCCUUUAAACUGCAGUCGGAGGUCCUUUAAGGCAAUAAAUUCCAAAUAUACCUCUAUUAUAUCAUGAA
Rhododendron vialii is the source of this 2899-nucleotide messenger RNA. RefSeq lists its product as uncharacterized. Bases 341 to 2065 code for a protein of 574 amino acids. The transcript has 9 exons. NCBI's taxonomy places the organism in Eukaryota, Viridiplantae, Streptophyta, Magnoliopsida, Ericales, Ericaceae. Gene Ontology annotation, cellular component: cytoplasm. The record is from RefSeq and is a predicted model, not a curated record.